GCCGCCAUGAUGAACAGAAGCGGCGUGAUGCGCUUGGAAACUCGAAGCCGAGCCAAGGAUGAUGUCAAACGGGUUAUGCUCUCAGUGGAGCGCGUAAGGAAAUGGGAAAAGAAAUGGGUUAACGUCGGUCCGAGCAGCUGUACGUUGAAAGUUUUCAAAUGGGUCCCGGUAAGUCAAGACCAGAGCAAGAAAGAGGAGAAAAGCAAAGUGAAAAAGCAUGUCACAACAAGUAAUGGUAACACUGAUGAGGGAGACAGAGACAAUCAGUCUGUUAGCUCAAGUGUUGGUGAAACUAAUGACAGUGCUGCAUCAUCCCCAAGUUCAUCUCAGCAGCAGUCUGUGGACUUGUUGACAGAUUCAUCUGUCAGAACCAAGUUUCAACCAGUGCAUCCUUUACAGCUGAGUAGUAACAAAAUAUCACAAGGGGAGAGCAGUGGUCCUCCAACAAGCACAAGUCCAAUCAAACGGCGAGCAAGUCAGGCUGAGGAGCUCCUGAAAGCAGAAGAGGCAGGAGUUAACUAUGAGGAAAGUGACAAAGGAAGUCUUGGUAAUGACGACAACUCUUGCAGUGCCUUUGAUAUCAAUGAGGACAGCAACUUAAGCAUGAAUGAUGCCAAUAAUGAUGACAAUGAAGUGGACAAUAGCUAUGUGAGCAAUGAGGAUGAUGAAAAUGAAGAUAAUGAAAUUGAUGAAGAGGAAAAUGAUGAUGAUAAUGAUGAUGAUGGUGGUAAUGGGGAUACCCAAAAUACCUAUGAAGGAGAUGAAAGCAACCUUGUGCCCUCCAUUGUAAGUGAAGAGAGUGCCACCAUUUCAUAUCGACUGGGAAUGGGAAUGAUCCCAGAUGAAGAGGACUCCACAGACUUUGAGAACACAAAUGACAGCUCAUUACAACCAGUAACAGAUCUGAUGGGUGUGGGAGAUGAGCCAUCUAACGAGGCUGAGCAAAUACCAUCUCAAACUACAACAGAUAUCUCAAGCAUGUUUGAGCAAGAUAGCAACCAGGAAGGAACUGACUGUCCAGCUCUAAAGAGACCUCGUACUGAGUCUCCCAGUGAAGAACGAGAACAAUAACAUUGUUAUAGUAGUUAAGUUUAAUUUCUUUUGUAGAAAAAGAUAGAAAUGAUAUUUAUAAGAUAAAAAAAGAAAAGAGAUAAGACAGAAAAUGUUGGUUACUAUUUAUUGGAGAACCAGAGUAAAGUUAAACAGCUUACAUUAAGCUUUCCUCAAAUGAAUACCGCAGUUGUUUUUGUGAAGAAAAUGUUUUACAAGGAACAUCAUAUCUAAAUUAUCAUUGUGGUUGACUGUCUUCUGUACACCUUUAUCAAAGGAACAUUUGCAAUUUAUGAUUUGGAGUCAAUUAUUCUGCUAUCCUUUGCAACAGGGGUUUUUUUUUUAUCAUUACAAUACUUCUUAUCCUUACUCUUACUGGUAAGUCAAUUUCUUGGCAAUGGGGUGCUUUUGGUUGGUUGGUACAAGGGACUUGAAAGAGGUACCAUGACCUUUUGAAAAUGAAUGCAAGUGUACCUGAGAAUAUUUUCCUUCUGUAUAGUUCAGGUGAUAUUUGGAAGUUCUUAAAAUAAGACCAAAGUGGAAUGUGUGUACAUAAAUAAAGAUUUUCUCCAAUGAA
This is a messenger RNA of Pocillopora damicornis (cauliflower coral), 1627 nucleotides long. RefSeq lists its product as uncharacterized. NCBI's taxonomy places the organism in Eukaryota, Metazoa, Cnidaria, Anthozoa, Scleractinia, Pocilloporidae. The record is from RefSeq and is a predicted model, not a curated record.